Colletotrichum orchidophilum is the source of this 1629-nucleotide messenger RNA. Its product is annotated as S4 domain-containing protein. Gene Ontology annotation, cellular component: mitochondrial small ribosomal subunit. The transcript is spliced from 3 exons. The coding region runs from base 1 to 1629 and encodes 542 amino acids. NCBI's taxonomy places the organism in Eukaryota, Fungi, Ascomycota, Sordariomycetes, Glomerellales, Glomerellaceae. Gene Ontology annotation, biological process: positive regulation of translational fidelity. The record is from RefSeq and is a predicted model, not a curated record. Gene Ontology annotation, molecular function: structural constituent of ribosome; rRNA binding.
AUGAGAGGUAGAAAGCCAAGGUGGUACAGCUUGCAGAAGCCCAAACUCCGCCAAUCAUGGAAUAAAUACAACCUCUUCAACAUUGCCAGAGCAACCCUGAAUAGGACCCGUUCUUCGAGAACCUACUUCCAGCAGAAAUGGACCGCCAAGUCAAUGACCCGUGGCUACCACGGCGCCCACAUCAAGGAGGCGGACUGGUCGCGCAACUUCUCCCGCCGCCUCUUCUCCGCUGUCGACAUGCCGCCCGAGUACCUUGCCGAGCACGACGGCUCAGAGCACUCGGCCGGUCGCGGUUCCGGUCUACACGCCGAGCCAGGAUCCGAGGACAAUACGCCCACCGCAUACCAAUUCUCCAAGCUCGAACGAGCCAGGCAAAAACGUGAAAAAUCCAAGUUGGUAGUAGUUACUCACUCGACGACGUCUCACCCGGCGCAAGUUUCCUUCAUGAGGGAUGAAAAGACGCAGAUGCUCGCCCGCCCCAUUCACCGCAUGACUCCGUACAUGCAGAUGGCCUUUGCGCCCCUCGAGAGGAGGCUAGACGUCGCCGUCUUCCGCGCCAUGUUCGCUAGUAGCACGCUCCAAGCGAAACAGUUCUGCACACACGGCGCCGUCAAGGUCAACGGCAAGAUUAUGCGCUACGGUGCCUACAAGCUCAACCCCGGCGACAUGUUCCAGGUCGACGUCGACUCUGUCCUCUUCGCCACCGGCCGCGCCAAAACUCCCAAACACGCAGACUUCGUCGCCGGCAAGGACUGGACAUCCCUAAACUCCGUCAAAUCCUCCAAGGAGGGCAAGUCCGACACCGGGGACGAUGCUGCGGCAGAAAAGACCGCCUCGGAACUAGACUCGGAUGACGCAGCCGUCGAGACCGCCGAAGUCGAAGCCGCCGUCGAAGACGCCGAGACAACCGAAGCAGGGGAAGCAGCGGCGGCGGGAGAGGGCGAGAGCCAGCUCUCCGAGGCAGAGAAGUCCGCCCAGCUCCACAAGCAGCUCAAGUCGCUCGUCCGCUCCGUCAAAAACAUCAUCCACGACGGAGACAAGGCCCUCAACCCCCGCAAGAAGCGCCAGCUCCGUACCUUCAUGUCCGAAGCCAAGCGCGCCCUCUCCUCCUCGGGCCGCGUUUCCAGCGACGCCGCCUCCUCGCUCGACCACGUCGGCGUCAUGGACAACCUCUCCGCCCUACUCAAAGACUUCAAGCUCGAGGGCAACCAGGUCGAGGCCGUCGCCUCCCCCCAGGCGGAGGAGAAGCAGCAGUCCGACCACACCAAGCCGACGAGCGCCAAGGAAAAGGCUCAGACCGAGGCCGUCACGGAGCUCAUCUCCUCAAAGGACGUCCGCCAGGCGCUCAGCGGCCUGAGCAAGGCCGAACAAGAUGUUUUUGCCCAGCUCCUCCGCAAAAAUGCCGAGAACCCCAUCGACGAGUCCAAGCCCUACUGGACGCCCUGGCAGCCGCGUCGGUACAUGGGACCCUUUGCCUUCAUCCCGCGCUACCUCGAGGUGAAUCAGAACAUUUGCGCCGCUGUUUACCUUCGCCACCCGGUCGCCAGACGUGGUAUCGCCGAGGUGCCCACUCCCUUCAACUACGAGACCAACCAGUUGGCCUUCAACUGGUACCUGAGACGGAGCUGA